AUGAACCCUAAACCGGAACCAAUGUUUUGGAAAAAAGAAUUCGCUUGGUCGUAUUCGACUGUUGAAAGACUAGCGAUAGCUAAGAGUAAGCAGCUGGGCAAUAUUUUCAGAGAAUAUGCUCGUUAUUGUACUGUACACGGCGUCCAAUAUAUAUUUAAAGAUAAUUCCAGUUUGAUCGAACGGUGCGCUUGGUUAGUCAUCGUGUUAACAAGUUUUGUUUGCGCUAGUAUUCUGGUCCACACUAUGUGGCUAAAAUUCAACUCCUCACCGACGGUUACCGCUGUCAAGGACACGCACUUGGCGUUAUAUUCGCUCCCGUUUCCUGCUGUUAACGUUUGUCCUAUGGACAAGAUAAAACGUUCAGUGGCCUAUAAGUACGUAGCUGAUAGAAUAAAUGUUUCGUAUCAAGAGUCCGAAUUGGACAACUUCCUCAACGUGUUGACGCUAUUUCAACACCCGCUUUACAGUAGAAUGUUGUAUUACUUAAAUAAUGGAAAAAGCGGUUUUCUGUCCAAAUUAACCACCAUAAAUAUUACAGAUUUUAUGUUACAUGUAUUGCCGACAUGUAACGAAGUUUUCAACGCUUGUUAUUGGAUAGGACACUCUUACAAUUGUUGUGAUUUGUUCAGCUUACAGAGAUCAGAAGAAGGUUUUUGUUAUUCAUUUAACUCGCUGACUUCCGUAAAAAAAUCAAAAUGUCCUAUGUUUAGCACUCUGGACACUGAUAUGACUCAAACAAAUUCUACGAAUUGGGAAUGUGUGCUGAGACGGAACACAGCGGCCGGUUCUACUUCGGGAUUACAAAUAUUUUUCAAGCAAUUUGAUAAAUCGGAACGUUUGAUAAACGCUUCUAUAAUUACUGGGCAACCGGCGGUCAGGGUUCAAGUAUUUUAUGUGAACGAGUAUCCAGAAUCCGGUAUGGGCAGCAUUGUUACCGCAAAGAAAGGGACUAAACUAAGUAUAAUGGUAAAACCGUUUGUUACUAUUAGCACGGAUAGGAUCAAACACUUACCCGUGGCAGAGCGGUUUUGUUAUUUUCCUGAUGAACAACAUUUGAGUGUAUCAAAAUCAUAUACUCAAAAGUCAUGUCUUAUAGAAUGCCGUUUAAAUUAUUUACACAGAAAGUGUGGUUGUCGUCCGUACUAUUUCAACAUGCUCGAUAACCGUAUACCAAUAUGUAACUCGACACAGCUAUUAUGCAUCGCACAGCACAAUAGUGAGUUACGGUUCUACAGUCCACCGAUAGGCAACAUAAGAGGUUUCCUACUGACAGAGAUGAAGUCGCCUCUCAAUUGUUCUCAGUGCUUGCCCACGUGCCACGAAAGCGUGUUUGACCUAGACGUGGAUUAUUCGUUGGAUUCACUGCCACUGACAAGGCACAGUUACGGAUCAGUGGACAUUUUCUAUAGGAACGAGGGAGCGGUGAAGUAUGAGAGGGACGUGACGUUUGGCUGGAUCGACUUGUUGGUGUCAUUUGGAGGCAUUGCAGGUCUGUUUUUGGGAUUUAGUUUGUUGACAAUCAUUGAAUUCGUGUACUGGGGAAUUAAGUUCCUCAUAUAUCAAUACAAUAAGCCUUCGUCGAGCAAUAAAAUAACACCUAAAUAUUAAU
Messenger RNA from Rhopalosiphum maidis (corn leaf aphid), 1609 nucleotides. RefSeq names its product sodium channel protein Nach-like. Lineage: Eukaryota; Metazoa; Arthropoda; Insecta; Hemiptera; Aphididae. The record is from RefSeq and is a predicted model, not a curated record. The coding region runs from base 1 to 1608 and encodes 535 amino acids. Gene Ontology annotation, cellular component: membrane. The transcript is spliced from 7 exons. Gene Ontology annotation, molecular function: ligand-gated sodium channel activity. Gene Ontology annotation, biological process: sodium ion transmembrane transport.